UCCCCUUUGCGAUGCCGUAGCCAGUGUUAAUGGCACGAUGGUAGAAAAGGAGAGCUUGGAAUAUAGUAUUUUGUCGGAAACCAGCUUUAAACAGCAUCAGUGCCUCGCUUUGCACUGGAGAGGGCUUGCAGUAGCUCGCGCUGAUGGUCCUAGCCGUGGGAGAAUGUCUCCAAGGGUGGCGACUCUGCUGUCCGGACUGUGGCUGUUCUUGGUUCUGUCUUGUGCUGCUAGGUCGAUGUGGCAAGCCUGUGACAAUGGGAAGCUCUUGCUGGGGAGAGACCUGCCCCUGUCAGUUGUAUGGAGCUGCCCUGUGAUUUCCUGGCCAGAGUCCACUACCCAGAAGAUUCCUAGCAUUGAGACAGACUAUCCCCCACAGCCGAUUGAGCAUGUCUGCAUGGACACACCCAUCACCUACAAUCACACUAUCCCCAACAGUGGUGCUCACCGGACUGUAGGGGCAGAGAGUGGAGAGUACCUGUACUGCCCCCCUCAACGCUGGCUCAACAACCUGCAGUAUGGCGCAACAGUGUUGCUGUACCAUCCGUGUGCUCCUGUUCGUCAGCGUGACCUGCUGUCUGUCCUGGGCCACUGCUGUCUGUCUGACUACAUCAUAACGCCACACCCUGACCUCAGCAAACACAGACCGUUAGCGCUGGUGUCCUGGGGUCGCACUCUGGAGCUGUCCCAGGUGACCACUCCGGAGGUCUGUGAUUGGCUGCAGUUGACAGCGGCACACGGUAACAGUGGCGAUGUGGGUCCAAACAGGAAGUAUAACUUGCUGUUGACCCAUCCUGCGGAUCACAAACACGCAUACCCAAAGAAGUCUCUGAAGCAGUGCUGUGAGGAGACCCUCGCUCUGCUGCUGGAUGGACGGUUGGAGGUGACAGACUGGAGGAGAGGGAGGGUCCGCAAGAGCCGAGCUGCACUCGGGAACGAGGGGAGGGAGAAAGAGAGCCGGACCACCGGGUUGCUGCCUCUAGCAGUCACCAAGACCAACAGGACUACCUUGGACAGACCUGAAGCACAGGGCCCAGCCAUAGUGAGGGCUACACAGAGAGAUACGGACCCUCUAGCAGUCACCAAGACCAACAGGACUACCCUGAACAGACCUGAAGCACAGGGCCCAGCCAUAGUGAGGGCUACACAGAGAGAUACGGACCCUCUAGCAGUCACCAAGACCAACAGGACUACCCUGAACAGACCUGAAGCACAGGGCCCAGCCAUAGUGAGGGCUACACAGAGAGAUACGGACCAAGGACUCAAAGUGACCCAACCUCGCCGCAGAGAAAAUAACACGGAUGACAAAGAGCCCCGAGGGAAAGUGAGAGAAACAGACUGGCUGAACCAGAACGAAGCAGAGGACAAGAGGCAGAGCGGGAAACCGCGAGACAUCCAGGGGAGAGGGGUGAAGAGCAGCAGACGCGAGGGAGGGAGACUGCCCCGUAACUCUCCAACCGAGAGGGAAAAGGCUCUGUCUCAGAGUCGCCGUAAGCAGUUGGCUGUCACACAGGCGAACAGCCAGGACAGGAGAGCAGACUGUGGUGGUAGGGUGGGCCACAGCGAGUGCACUGAGACCGUAGCUCCGCUAGGGAGCGCCGCGGCUGGGCCCGGUGACAGGAUGCUGCCCACUCCGCGGACAGACGAGGCGGUGUGGGCGGCGGCGGCGUUGGGUUUCCUCCUGGUGCUGCUGGCACUCUCCAUGCUGCACACCCGCCUUUACCGCCAGUGGCGCACAACGCCCAGCAUGUACUGGCAUGACCCUAAGCAGGACUACGACAGCGUGGCAGAUGUGAUCCACAGGAGGCUGAAGAUGCCAGGGAGGAGGAAGAGGAGGGUGUCCAAGAGCCGAAGACAGGAAUGUGUCCUCCUACCACCCAGCUCCAGCACAGAGGAGGACGAGUAGAAACAGACAUCUGUUUAUUAUACCCAUCUUGUCUUUAGCCCUGGGAGCAGAAAGGACACUGGGACCUAAAAGCAGGGUACUCCCAUUUGCCUAAUAACACUGCUCUGUUGAAGAAACUGAGCAUUUUAUGCAUUUUUUUUGGAAGGAGACCUCCGAUUCAUCUUCUAUCGCUGGUAGUUAAGGAAUAUUUUAGUAUUUUAACUGUCAUACACCACUCCAUAGUAUAAAACCCCAUUCAAUCAGAUCUCAUUCACAAUCACCACCAAUGAUACCAUUUUACUACACAUUCAAAUGUUCUCGUAGGGGCCGAUUCAGACUUAGGAAACCUACGCCUUUCCUAAGCACUUCCAAGUAGUUGGUAUUCAGGCUUGCAGCAAGAUUUGCGGGUGUGGCGCCAACAAUAAAUGUAAUUCAACCCCAGAAAACACCCACUGGUUGGCCGACAGAAUUGACAAGGGAGUUUUUGUUCAAUACAUUUUCUGUUCAUUUAUCUAAAGUAAUCCCUUUUAAAUAUGUAUUUGGACAGUGAAGCUAACAAUUUUUUAUUUUAGGUCAAAUGUUUCAAUGAGGCAACCUUUUAAUUUGAGGGUAUUUUCAUAUCUGUUUUACCUUUUAGAAAUGACUUCUCCAUUUGAAGUAUUUGGACAAAUACUUGUGUAUUUGUGUAUUAAAGUAGUCAAGUUUUGUAUUUGAUCCCAUAAUCCUUUGCACUCAAUGACCACAUCAAGCUUGUGACCCUACAAGCUCUUAUUGUAGGAAGAGCAUAUUGUAGGAAGAGCAUAAUCAUGAAUGGAUCGUGAAUAAUGAUGAGUGAAUACUAACCUCUCCUGUUAUUGGAAAUGGUGAGAGGUUAGCAUGUUUUGUUGCAGCUUAUGUUACCUUCUCACUCAUCAUUAUUCACCAUUUGUCUUAAUCUUGGCAUUAUCAGGAUUCAUUUGGAAGUGUUCAGAAAGAAAUGUACUCCAGUCAUCCUUCAUUUCCCAUUGGGCAAAAUAUAAUCUGAAACAACAAAAAAACCAAUCUGCAAAUAUAUCCAACAAAUUGUAGAGCCAGAAGCUUGAUGUAGUCACGGAGUUCAAGGAAUAUGUAGCCAAAUACUCAACUUUUGAUGAUUUAACACUAAGUGAAUUCUUCAACAUGGGGGGACGAGAUGAAGUGCUUUCCUUUCUAAAUGUUUAAACAGAUAUGAAAUUACCCUCGAGCUGACAUUCUGUACUGUCACCUCAUGAAUCAUGUGAUCUAAAAUCCUAAAAGCUGGAGCCCAAUGACAAGGUUUAGCUUCACAGUCCAAAUAAAUCUGGAGGGGAGCGUAGUUGCUGUUGUAAGCAAUGGGCUGUCAGUUGCAGUAGUGGGUACGAGUCCAUCAAAUGCUGUUGUGUGAUGGGGGUUAAAUCAUGUUUUGUGAGUUAUUUAAUAUAUGAUGGCUGCAGUGAAUCAAGACAUGGACAGAGAGGAUUUGUAUGUGGAUUAUUGCUUGUCUCCUACUACACAGCCAGUGUACUCCUAUGAAGCUAUUGGUUGGAAGCUAACCGUUUCAACCACAGAAUUAGAGAGAUUCUGUUUCUAUGCUUUGAACAACCACAGGAUAUGAAAACGAUUGAACAUGAUGUUGCUAUGCAUGGUAAUGAAAACAUUUGGGAGCAGCAA
Messenger RNA from Oncorhynchus tshawytscha (Chinook salmon), 3550 nucleotides. RefSeq lists its product as uncharacterized. The transcript is spliced from 10 exons. Gene Ontology annotation, cellular component: cytoplasm. The record is from RefSeq and is a predicted model, not a curated record. Bases 38 to 1903 code for a protein of 621 amino acids. Lineage: Eukaryota; Metazoa; Chordata; Actinopteri; Salmoniformes; Salmonidae.